Molecule: messenger RNA, 2999 nt
Organism: Trichobilharzia regenti
Lineage: Eukaryota; Metazoa; Platyhelminthes; Trematoda; Strigeidida; Schistosomatidae
Source: the annotation of a GenBank genome assembly
AAUAUUUUGGAACUGCAUUGAAAAUGCAGCAAAAAGAAAUUGUUUAUAUGAUCAUCUGGAGUUUUGGCAUGAUUUAAAAAUUGUUAUAUGUGACCGUGUGACUUUCGAGGAAUUCAUACUUCGUUAGUUGAAAAAUCAAUCAUCCACUCGUGCACAAUUAAUGAUAAUUUAGAAUGGUUGAUAUUAGAUACAAAACUGCGGUUUUAAAGUGAUAAUAUCUGUUAGCUUCUCAUAGUAAAACCUCAGUGUCUUUUGAAAUGUACUUCAAUCACAUGUUACUGGUGGUUCCCAACCCAAAACGUCACUUCAGUAAAUGAACACUGUCUUGUGAAACCAUUAUGAUUCAGAAAAAGGAGAGUCUUCUAUGGCCAAUCACCGGCUACACAUUUAUGAUUUGGGUAUCAAAUGAAUUGACUCACAAGCAGAGUUUGCUGGGACUGCUAAAAUCCUCACUUUACAAGUUGACGGGGAACAAUGAAUACAAGUUCAAUGUUGCACUCACAGGUGUGGUAAGUGUAUAUGUAUAUGUUUUUUCAAAAUACUGGAACCUUAUUCAGAAAUACAUCCAAUUCUGUGAAGAGUUUAUAGCGUGUAGCCCGAAGUCCAUAAAUGCUGCAAUUAGAUGGAUACAAAAUACAGAAUCUCCUUCAUCGCCUGAAUUUCUUUCAAGAUUUUGUUUUGAAUAUUUAACAAAAGACGGAGUUUCUGAGGUUUACUUACUUCUUCCUGUUGGCUUUGUUAGUAUAUUACAAGACGAAAACAUUUUUCUGGACAAGAUUUCACACCUUAAUGUCAAAGCAGCCGUUCAUAUCAGGCUCAUCAUUUUUGAUAAUUCCUGAUCUUUAUGAAUAUGAAUUUUGGUGAAACUUACAUCUUUCUAUCACCAGCUUUUACAAUGAAAUAGAAGUGAGGGUGGAUUUGAUAAAUAAAACACUGAUGAACCCUGAUACCGUGAAAAUAGAUCUGUGGAUUGUCAAUUUUAAGAUAGGCCAUGACGCCUUUUUAUAAAACAUAGAAUCUACAUGUUCAGCGAAAAUUCUGUCGAAAUGCUUCAAUGUUGACUUUCCGAUAGUUCUCAUUUGAGGCGAAAGAAUACAUUUCACUGAGUGUAAAAAUAGUCUGCCGAUAAUAUUUAUGGGGAUGGCGUCUAAACUCAACACAAACAACUUUGACUACAGCAGAUGAUCACUCUUCAUUGUCAGAAGAAGAAAAUUCUGAAAUCAAAAAGUUAAUGCGCAUUUGUCAAAUCACAUUUGGAACAUUUGCAGUGAUUCGAAUCUGUUCCACUGUCAAGACAUGUACCAAUGGUUGCACCACAUGGUUAAUGGAUAUUAAAAGAUCCAGUUCAAAUCAGACUGCAAUAUCAAAACGCUUUCAAAAAAUUCAGAUCCAUAUGUUACUGUAUAAUGAAGCUUCACGAAAUGUCGUAUUACCCUGUGGGAAAGUUUAUCAACUGAAUGAUUCCAAAGAGCAUGAACGCGUACUAAUGAAACCAACAUUGUCCGCCUCCUUGGAAUUCGCCAAUACAUAUUUCGGAUCACACUCGCAUAAAACCACAUUCAAUAACUUCGACUGUUGUUCAUAUCCAAAUUUGUGGUCAAGGGUUUCUGUAAAUAAGAAGUUAGUUGACGACUUAAAUCGUCGAAUUUACGAGUCAGCUAAGGAUGAAGCAAGUUCUAAGAAGUGUUUAUCAGAUUGGUCAGCUAAUAAGUUCACUCCUAUAUUGGAUAUGAUGAAUAACCGAGAAGUGUUAGCCAGGAGAUCGAAUGAUGGUCAUUAUUAUCUAGGCUCAGUUCAAAGUGUUAAAUCACGCUCCCCUGUAGAUGAAGUACUGGUACGAUUUGGUCCAAUAAAAUGUUUAACAAAUUCAAGUUUACUAAAAUCUAAAUCGGGAAGAUUAGAUUCUGAUAUAUUUUAUUAUGAAUGGAUUGACAUUACAGAUAUCAUUGAUUUGAAAUAUGCUAGAAAACACCCAGUUGAACCAGGAAGUUGCGUACUUAUUCCUCAAACUUGGCCCUUACCUAGAUGUCCAUACUCUAACAAAACCAAGCCAACUAAUCUCAAGAAUCUGCGUUAUUAUGCAGCCGUGGUAGUUUCUUGCUCUGAACAACAGCAGGAGUGUGAUAAGCUAAAAGGAAUUAAUAAAAACACAAACGAAGGAGAUGAAGACGUUGAUAGAAAACUAUUAGUUGAAUUAGCCAGCUGUAGUACUCAUGCUGGUUAUACUUAUGUUGCUGAAAAACAAGCCAUCUGGAUUCCAUACAAUACAUAUCAACGUAUUAUCUUAGAACAGUAUAUGUCACCAGAAAGUAGAAAAUGGUUGAAAAAUAAAACAUUUCUGCCUAAUUCAUAUCCAAUUUAUUCAGCUCCAGGUUAUCCUGCUGAUGGUUUUAGCAAAUUUUUAUCGAAUACAAGCAAUCCACUUAUUCAACCGUUAACAUUUCAACAUUUCAAACGUGGUAUGGAUGUACAGUUCGAAUAUUGUCCUAAUCUACAGUGUAUGCCACUCUACUCCAUAGUGAAUGAUUUAUUGCCAACAGCCAAUGGUUGUCCUGUUUGGAUGGGUAACAGUACAGAAAAUAAAAAGAUGAAUAGACUGUCAAGAAUGAAUACUUAUAGGAACAAUGAAAAAUUGAGAAAAGAGCAACUUGUAAACGAUGCUCAAGUUGAUUUAGUCUAUAGAUCACGUAAUAAUAAUCAAGCCUGUUAAAUAGAAUAUUGUUUUAGAAAAAUUAUUAGUUUACUUAAAUAUGUCUACGUAAGCAUUUUACAAUCAUGUUGUUUUUUCUUAGAAAAGUCGUUUCAUACAUGUUUUUCAGUAAUAUGUUAGAAAAAUUGAAUAAAAUGUUUGUGAUAAAACAGCAAUGUUUGCUUAAGAAAAAAGAAAAUAUUAGAUGAAACAUUGAGAAAAAUUUAAUGUCAUCUGUUCUUUUUUUAUGGGUUUCUUCCUUGUACUCGGUUGCUGAUCCAUACAGUUAGUGAAAGCUAGUCACAAAAAA